AUGCUUUCAACAGAAUUUGAGAUCAAGGAUCUUGGAACUCUCAGAUACUUUCUGGGAAAGGAGGUAGCUCGGUCUAAAGAGGGAAUUGUCAUAUCCCAACGGAAGUACAUUCUAGACUUGCUUAAUGAAACAGGCAUGCUUGGGUGCAAACCUGCUAACACGCCCAUGGACUCCAACAAGAAGCUUAAUACAACUGAGGAAAGUGUUCCAGUUGACAAAGGAAGAUAUCAGAGACUUGUAGGUAAGCUCAUCUACCUAUCACACACAAGACCAGACAUUGCAUAUUCUGUCGGCAUUGUGAGCCAGCACAUGAACAAUCCAAGUGAGGAUCACUUAGAAGCAGUGAAUAGAAUUCUGAGAUACUUGAAGACAACUCUGGGACAUGGUUUAUUUUUCAAGAAGUCUGAAAAUCGGGAUGUAGUUCUCUACACAGAUGCUAGUUGGGCAGGAGAAUUGACUAACAGGAGGUCUACAACUGGCUACUGCUCAUAUGUCUGGGGCAAUCUCGUCACAUGGAGAAGUAAGAAGCAAGCCGUGGUCUCUAGAAGCAGUGCAGAAUCUGAAUAUCGUGCUCUCACAUUGGGAAUUUGUGAGGGAAUGUGGCUUCAGCGGUUGUUAAGGAAACUCAAAGUUGAGACCAAAGACAUGAUCAAGAUGAUGAGUGAUAGCCAAGCAGCCAUUAGUAUUACCAAGAAUCCCAUUCACCGUGACAUAACGAAGCAUAUUGAAAUUGAUACACUUUUAUCUCUGAAAAGGUCAACAAUGGUAUCGUGGAACUAA
Messenger RNA from Morus notabilis, 780 nucleotides. RefSeq lists its product as uncharacterized. NCBI's taxonomy places the organism in Eukaryota, Viridiplantae, Streptophyta, Magnoliopsida, Rosales, Moraceae. The coding region runs from base 1 to 780 and encodes 259 amino acids. The record is from RefSeq and is a predicted model, not a curated record. The transcript has a single exon.